AUGAACAACCUCCGGAACCAACAUCCUCAAGCCCUUCUCAGUAAAAGGGGCCGCCUUACCCAUCAUGCGAGAGGCGCGCUGCCGAUCAUGCGGGUGAUACCUCCCGCCCAACCUCCGAAGGUUACUCAACCCACGGAAAACCAACAUCAACCACACUACGACCACCAGCCGUCAGCGAUGUCCUUUUCCACCCUUCCGAUUCUACGUAGUAUAUUUCUCCGGUACGCUGGCUGGCCCUCGCUAAGCAACACACCUGUGACCUUGAUACUUCAUCCUAUCGAUCCUUCUAUAAGACGAUCAUCAUAUCAAAGCACCCUUCAAAUGCCUCCUCACCCUCUCAGCUGA
Molecule: messenger RNA, 345 nt
Organism: Colletotrichum abscissum
Lineage: Eukaryota; Fungi; Ascomycota; Sordariomycetes; Glomerellales; Glomerellaceae
Exons: 1
Coding region: 1-345 (114 amino acids)
Source: RefSeq, a predicted model, not a curated record